AUGCUACCCAUCUAUGUACAGUAUGCAUGGGCUCAACUCUGUGAUAGCCAGCCAAGGACUCUGCUCAGAUUGAACCGGCAAAAGACAAGCCGCCAACACCGACGGCGGCGCUUGGCAGGUCUGCAAUAUUAUCCGAGAGUGCAUACAGUUCCACGCUAUCCACCAACCGCUAUCCCAAACCUAGACACCGUCCUAUCUGCCUGUCCCCGUUCUGUCCAAAGCCGUCGCCUAAAGCGUGCUUGUGCCUGGUCCUAUCAACCAAUCCAUCCCGUGCCAUGCUCCUCCUGGCCUCGCUUCGCGCCGGCUUCUCAUCAAUCUCAUCCAGCCCAGCUAGUCUCGCUGUUUGUUGAUAGCGGAUGCCUCCAUCGACACUGCCUCCGCCACUGGAUCCCUGCCGUCGAAUUGGGCCAGACCACGGGGAAAAGCAUUUCGCCCCUGUUUGUUAGCGGAUGA
This is a messenger RNA of Trichoderma gamsii, 453 nucleotides long. RefSeq lists its product as hypothetical. Lineage: Eukaryota; Fungi; Ascomycota; Sordariomycetes; Hypocreales; Hypocreaceae. The coding region runs from base 1 to 453 and encodes 150 amino acids. The transcript has 2 exons. The record is from RefSeq and is a predicted model, not a curated record.